AUGCUUAUCGCUGGGUCAAUUAUCCUCCUCAUAUGCUCCACCAGCGCAUAUAAUUCCACCCGCUCAGGCUUUUCAUUUCAGACGGCGGCUGGCGUACCCGACCAUGGUGUUCUCGUCGCUGUGUCAAGUUCCUCAAUUCAAAAUCUAUCGAGUUUUCACAAGACAACGGACAAGGAUGUCGAAGAGCGAGCUAAUGGUCCUUUGCUCGGCAAGAUGUCUGAUGCCGUACAUGCACUGGUGAAAAGAUCAGUCCCAGCAGAUUACAACGCUUACGUGACGAGUUUAAAUGAGCAUCUAGACCUCGACUCUGCUUUGACGAGUACCGAGAUGGAAGGAUUGGUCGACUUUUGCGCGAAUGACAAAGAUGUGAAUAACAGGUUAUAUCACCUGGCAACGAGCGCAAAUGGCAAGAAAUUGCCCAUGAUGACGCACUUGGCACGGCACCAUAGGGACAUUAUGCUGAUGAAAAAUAUAUAUAAAUCACCUUCCAAUUUUUUUCAACUUCUGGAAUUCGUCGACAAUCUUAGCGAAGCGAUACGCAAUGGAAAGUUUGACGAACUAUUGUGGUACACUGUUUCGCACAGUAGAAAAAAAGGUUCCUACAGUUGGGACGUAUUGUUGAGAAUUUUGACGCCUUAUUUUGAUGGAGAUGGCAACUUAGUGCAGCAGAUUAACGAGGCGAAACGUCACCUAGAACCUAACGCCAUUGACAUUGUUCAAUCCCUGAAAGCGCGAUUACUUCACCGGUGGAGAAAAUCGUCACCUAAAUCAGUGUGGCGCCGACUUCAAUUCGGCCCCGAUGCAUAUGACGCAUUGACGAGCGGGAAAUUGGAGAUUUUUCAUGGAUACACUGCUGAAGUUUUUCCAAGUCGCAAUCAUUUGGCAAUUGAGAAGUUUUUGUCGACAUACGAAGUAGUCGAUGUGACAGAAGCGCUGGCAAAAGCGAGGAUGGAACCGCACUCGAAAGAAAUCGCGUCGACAAUGUGUCAUGAGCGACUUAAUUAUUGGAUAGCAAAUUCGUAUAAGUUGCGGGAAGUUUUUGACCUGUUAAAGUUUGACAAUGCCGACAGCCUAUACAGUGCUCUUUAUAAAUUAGAGACUUUGACCGACUUCAUCUGGUCAAGCUUUGACAAUUCCACACCGAUGAUAGUUACUCUGCAUUAUUGCUCAGCCAUGGCCUCAGCAGCUUUAAAAGAAAACAACUCGAUAGCAUUUCAUUUACCCGCUGCUGGUCUACUUAACGUGCUGUAUGAAGUAUGGACUCGCGAUCGAAUUUCUGUAGAGGAAUUGCUCCACAGACUACGCAUCGAAUCUUAUAGUGACGUAGACGGGAACGUUCAUAGGACUUUGACCGCCUGUGUCAAGCAUUCCCUUUGA
This is a messenger RNA of Plasmopara halstedii, 1377 nucleotides long. RefSeq lists its product as uncharacterized. NCBI's taxonomy places the organism in Eukaryota, Oomycota, Peronosporomycetes, Peronosporales, Peronosporaceae. The transcript is spliced from 2 exons. The coding region runs from base 1 to 1377 and encodes 458 amino acids. The record is from RefSeq and is a predicted model, not a curated record.